AUGAUGGCUGGAAACCCUAACUGGUGGAACAUGCAUCCACAAUCUUUGAAUAUCCCUCAAUAUAUGCUUGGAUCUUCUUCAAUCCCUUUUAAUUCCCUGACAGAAAAUGCUGAAGUUCCACCUCAAUCAUGGAGUCAACUUCUUUUUACUGGACUACCUGGAGAAGAAGAGAGGCUUGGUUUUGAUCAUUUUCAACCUAAAAACACAGAAAACUGGGAUGUUCAAAUACUGAAUCCAUCUUCAAGGGUUCCUAUUAUGGAUGUAAUAAAGCAUGAAGUUUCUCAGAGUGAGAAUUUCUAUAACCAAGGACAUCAUGAAGAGUUUCUUACUUCUGGACUUGCUUCAUCUUGGUCACACAUGGUGCCAGUUUCUUCUCCAACUUCUCAUGUCACUACUAGCUUAAGUAGUGAUAAUAUAUUGGACUUCACUUAUAACAAGCUAGAUCAUACCAAAAACCAACUACCAGAUCAAAUAUCUGAGUGUAAUAGUUCAACUGUUGGAGUUAAUAAGAAAGCUAGGGUUCAGCCAUCUUCAAGCCAACCACCACUAAAGGUGAGGAAGGAGAAGCUAGGUGAUAGAAUAACAGCACUUCACCAACUAGUUUCUCCAUUUGGAAAGACUGACACAGCUUCUGUAUUAUUAGAAGCCAUUGGAUACAUCAGAUUUCUGCAGAGUCAAAUUGAGGCACUAAGCUCUCCUUACUUGGAUACUGCAACUUCAAAAAACAUGAUGAGGAAUCAACAUUCUGUGCAUGUUGAAAGAAAUGCUGUGUUUCCUGAGGACCCUGGUCAGCUGUUGGAUGACACUGGCCUAAAAAGAAAGGGCGCUCCAAUUCCAAACCAGAAUGUAGAAGGAAAUAAGGCAAAGGACUUGAGGAGUAGAGGGUUGUGUUUGGUUCCUAUUUCAUGCACACAACAUGUUGGAAGUGAAAAUGGAGCUGAUUAUUGGGCACCAGCGUUUGGAAGUGGAUUUUAA
Vicia faba (fava bean) is the source of this 975-nucleotide messenger RNA. Lineage: Eukaryota; Viridiplantae; Streptophyta; Magnoliopsida; Fabales; Fabaceae. The record is from the annotation of a GenBank genome assembly.